This is a messenger RNA of Rangifer tarandus platyrhynchus (Svalbard reindeer), 582 nucleotides long. Lineage: Eukaryota; Metazoa; Chordata; Mammalia; Artiodactyla; Cervidae. The record is from the annotation of a GenBank genome assembly.
AUGGGGGCGGGUACCAGUGAGCCGCCCGUUCUGGGUGCCCCGCUGCAGCCGAGGCGAGGAUCGCCACCGGGGCGCGCGCAGGCCGCGGGGGCGCGCUCCGGCCUCCCGGCCCGGGCCCCGGCGCCGCUUACCCGGCUCGCGACGGCCGCCCCCGGCGGGAACGCUAAAGGGGCGGAGGGUGGGGACGCGGGGAGCCUCGCCUGCUCUCUUCUGUCCCGAAGUAACGGCCCGGCGAGGAGCUUCGGGAUGGACGCGCACAGACGCUCCCGCGCGACCGAGAAACUUAAUCCCGCCCGGCCACCGGCGGCCCGACGCCAGCUUCAGCCGCCGUCGCCCCCUCCCCCUGCGCGCGCCGCACUUGCGCCGACCGGGGCUGCCGCGGAGGCGGCGGCGUUGGCGGCCGCGAGGCUCGGGCCGCCCGGGCUGCGUGACGCCUGCGGCCGGCGGGGCGGCGGGCGCGCCUCGGCCAAUCAGGGGGCGCGGCCCAGCCGGCCGGCCCGGGGUUUAAACCAGCUCGGCGGGCGCUCGGCUAGGAUGUGGGGAGUGGGCUCCGCGAGGUUGCUGGGGGAAAGCCCCGUUUAA